Phytophthora nicotianae INRA-310 is the source of this 201-nucleotide messenger RNA. RefSeq lists its product as hypothetical. NCBI's taxonomy places the organism in Eukaryota, Oomycota, Peronosporomycetes, Peronosporales, Peronosporaceae. Bases 1 to 201 code for a protein of 66 amino acids. The transcript has a single exon. The record is from RefSeq and is a predicted model, not a curated record.
AUGGAGGAUAGCCACUUCAAGCAGAGUGGUUGUCGUGCGCUUUGUGGGGAUAAUCAUACCAUGUCAACAGAUUACGACGUUGCUGCACGUAUCGCUGAGUAUUCCAGCAGUCACGCCAAAUUCAAGCCCGUCCUGUACGACUCGUAUCUCGAAUACUCCGACCUUAAGGAUGCACUUGAGGUCUUCACCUACGUAGGAUAA